AUGGAGGUGACCACCGUGUCCCCAUCUCCCGCCUCACCCACUGAAGGGGACAAUCUCUGUGACAUAGAUGUCACCGACGUGGCCAUACACAGUGUGACACUGCUCAUCAGCCUCUGUGGGCUGGUUGGGAAUGGGGCUUUCCUCUGCCUCCUUGGCCUGAAAUGGCGUAACAUUGGCAUCUUUUUCCUGGCUCUUCUUGACUUCCUCUUCCUGCUCUUCACAGUCCCCUCUGCCCUCCUCUUCCUUGUGGAGGACCUGUCCUGCUCUCUUAUCCUGCCCCUGCUGUACUUGAGUUUCCUUUUCCAGCUGCCAUGGUCCUUCUGCUACUGGGCGCUGUUCUGGCUGAUGUUAAUCGGCCAUAAUCGAAACAUGUACAAGCCCUGCAUGCUCUGCUGCCACUGCAGCCUUCUUGAGCGCCUUUUGGGCUUGAUGAACACUGUCCACUACUGCAUAUUUCUUGCCCUCUUCAUUGUCAUUUGUGUAAUGCCAUACCUGUGCCAAUCACACCAGCAGGAGCACUGCAGGGCAGCUCUCAUCUCCAUGCACGCCCUCAUCCUGCUCCUCUUUGCUGCACCCAUACUCAUUUUUCACACAAUCAACUUCAUUAAGGCCAAGAGGGGCUCCCAUCAGCAGAAAACCAAGUGGCAAGACACGGUUAUCUCCCUCAUUGUGCUCUUCAUUGUCCUUCUCAGCCUCUGCAAUCUCCUGCAGCUUGGCUACACUGUUGUGUCUUCUCAAGUUCUUUUCCUGCUCAGCUGCAUCCUCAGCAGCAUCAAACCCUUCAUCUACUUCUUGGCAGGGAGGUGCUGGAGGCCCUGCUCCCUGAAAUCCCUCUGGCUCUCCCUCCAGAGGGUCUUUGAGGAGCCACAAGAAAGCGCUGCCCACAGCAGUGACCCUGCCUUGGACACUGUGCUCUGAGCCUGCUGAUUCCUCCUGCUGCACUCCUGAGGGCCCCUGGGACAGUGGCUGAGGGAUUCCUUAAGUCCCCUGAAGAAUAAAUAUCCAAAGUGUCACCGUCCCUGUGCUGGUGCAUCCCCUCUCCCUUUCCAGGCUGUGCUGGGAUCUCAGGAAGGCUCCGCAGGCCUCAGCGCUGAGGAGCAGCCCCUGGCCUGGUCACAAACACCCUCUGCUCCAGGAGCUGCUGCUGUCCAGCCUCCUCUGGGGUGUAUGAACAGCCUUGGAGAUUGGUUUAAUUCCCUGAAUCCCUGUUCUCACCCUCCCAAAGCGAGGUGCUGCCCGAAGCGUGGCCAGGGUGAAACAUUGCUGUGGCUGAGGGCCGUGGCCUGGGGCUGUGACCAGCGGUGCCAAAGGAGACCCUUGGGGCUCUGCUGGGCCCCGCAGCGCUGACCAGAACCUCCCUCAGAGCGGGGCCUCUCCCGGCUGGAUCUCUCCUGUUCCCUGCCCUCAGGGAUGCCCAAACACCCACAGAUCCUAAACCCAUCCCCACUGCUCGAGGCUCAGCCCUUGGCCCACUGAGGAGAUGCAAACAGAUCCGGAGUGAGCAUUUCCCUGCCUCCAAGGGGAAUUUCUCACAGGGACCUUGCACUGCCUCUGUCUCUGUGUGCACACACGUGUGCAUCUGCUGUGGCACAUGUGGGAGAAAUGCUGCUCCCUCAGGUGUUGAAGGACCUGAGACAUCUGAGUACCUCAGGCCUGGAAGGAAGUAUAGGGCAUAAAUGAGGUUAAAGGCUGUUGAGGGUUCUUCCUCUAUUGAAUUGCUCAAUUUAAGGUGGAACUGAAGUACUGUGAAGUGUGAGUGCAGGAAAGCUUUCAGGCCAU
Molecule: messenger RNA, 1779 nt
Organism: Prinia subflava (tawny-flanked prinia)
Lineage: Eukaryota; Metazoa; Chordata; Aves; Passeriformes; Cisticolidae
Product: mas-related G-protein coupled receptor member H-like
Exons: 1
Coding region: 1-918 (305 amino acids)
Biological process (GO): G protein-coupled receptor signaling pathway
Cellular component (GO): membrane
Molecular function (GO): G protein-coupled receptor activity
Source: RefSeq, a predicted model, not a curated record